AUGGCGAAAAGAUGGUGGAUGGCUGACAUCCUUCCCAAGGAAGCUUACGAACAAUCGAAACGACUUCGCUCCGGCACGACUUCUCUUUCGAUCCGAGGAGAAAUGGGGAAAGACCAUUCCCAACCUUGGAGGAAAUUUCGCGUCGUUACGGCUGCGAUACAAAACAGCAGAGUGGAGCGGGAGCAGGGCCCGGUCCCCCUCGGCGGGGAUCCUCCCGCCCUUCGCAGGCGCGGGGUCGAGAAGUACCGGCUGCUGACUCUGACGGGCGACGGGACGUCGUCCGAGGAGAAGAAGGUGCGGGUCCUCUGCUGGGUCAUGACCCAGCCGGACAACCACGAGAAGAAGGCCAGGCACGUGAGGGACACCUGGGGGAAGCGAUGCGACGUCCUCCUCUUCAUGAGCUCCCAGGAUGGUCCGAACGUCUUCAUCGAUGACUAUGCAGAUCCAUCCUUGCCCACCGUGGCAUUGAAGGUGGAGGAAGGCCGGCAGCAUCUGUCGAAGAAGUCCCACGAGGCGUUCCGCUAUAUCUACGAGCAUCACCUGGACGACGCGGACUGGUUCCUCAAGGCGGACGAUGACACCUACGUCGUCAUGGAGAACCUCCGCUUCAUGCUCCACGAUCGCGAUCCUCAGGAGGCUGUCUUCUUCGGCAGUCACUUCAAGUAUUUCAUGAGCGGGGGAGCGGGAUACGUGCUGAGUCGAGAGGCAGUGAAGAAAUUCGUGGAGCAGGCCCUGCCCAAUCCCGAGUUGUGUCGGCUUGGCAAUGCCGAGGAUGUGUCCAUGUGGCACUGCCUGCACGCAGUGGGAGUGAAAGCGGCCGACGCCCGGGACGAGUUGGGUCGCUGGCGGUUCCUGCCCUUCACCCCAGAGCAUCACCUCACCCCCGGCUUCUCCGCCGGCAAGCACGAAUGGCUGUGGAGGGACUCGCUCUACCCGUACAGGGAAGGGCCCGAGUGCUGCUCGGACACGGCCAUCUCCUUCCAUUACAUCUCGCCCACCAACAUGCACGCUCUCGAGUAUCUCAUCUACCGCCUGCGUCCCUAUGGGGCAGAGUGCGAUCGUCCUGGGAAUUCGGUCGGNGAGUGCUGCUCGGACACGGCCAUCUCCUUCCAUUACAUCUCGCCCACCAACAUGCACGCUCUCGAGUAUCUCAUCUACCGCCUGCGUCCCUAUGGGGCAGAGUGCGAUCGUCCUGGGAAUUCGGUCGACACGGGCGGGUUCAAGCCGAUGCCUUGA
Molecule: messenger RNA, 1236 nt
Organism: Darwinula stevensoni
Lineage: Eukaryota; Metazoa; Arthropoda; Ostracoda; Podocopida; Darwinulidae
Source: the annotation of a GenBank genome assembly